This is a messenger RNA of Spirometra erinaceieuropaei, 2162 nucleotides long. The record is from the annotation of a GenBank genome assembly. Lineage: Eukaryota; Metazoa; Platyhelminthes; Cestoda; Diphyllobothriidea; Diphyllobothriidae.
AUGGCCAGCUCUCGCCUCGACCUUUCCAAGUGCCAGAUACAUGUGUUGCCAGCCAGCAUACGUGAUCUGGCUGCCCAUCUGAUUGAACUCCACCUUUAUUCAAACAAGUUGUCCAGUCUACCGAGUAAGUCGAGUUUUAUCCAGUCUUUUUGUCCUGGGAUACUGACUUUUGCGAGGUAGUCGCCAGAGAAGAUGGACUUUCUGCAUUUUGGUGCGAUGCAUCCUGUGUGGGCCUAUUUUAUAAGCAGUUCAUUCGCGUUUUGGCCUUGACGGUAGCAGCAGUAGUUCGUCCAUCUAACACGACGACGAGCACCACUUGCGUAGCAUCGCCCUAACUCACUUACAAGAGGAGGUUAAGACGACUUAAAAUGGGUGUGGGUGACGUGGUCGGCCAGGCGUUCCUCGCUCUGUGCAUGUUCCAAAACAGGCUGGUCCCCUCGUCAUUACCACGGUAGACCGUAUGCACAAACUCGUCGGCCUUGAUUUUUUUGCCGAUCGGCGCAGUCACUGGGCUGUGGCUCCUGCGCCCAGCACAGAUUCUCUGAGGCUAUAUAUGGAAAAUUGGUACUGGAUGGGGUUGGAGAGGAAUAAACUGCUGCGCAAGACAUUUCCUGUGACUCGGUCCUAACGGGCUGCGUUGAAUCUGUGCAAAUCGUUAACCACUAACGUAUAUACGUAAUAUGCGUUAGCCGAAGGCGGACGCCACGUCAUCCGUUGCACCAAGUCCCAUUCCCAGUCAGCUUGACUCAGACAAGCCACUGGUGCACGGAGGAGCGAAGAGUGGUCGAACGUUCGAUUCCCCACUAUAAGCAAGUAGACGUCCUCAGAAACUCAAGCUUUAACGCGGUCUUAAUAGCACGCUUGUUUAUGCGAGAUAGGAGUCGCGUGUGGCACUAACAAACGAACCCUCUAGCUUUGGCAGCACUGCGUCCACACCCACCUCCGGCGGUAUUGUUGUCGAAGGCGAUGAGCACGGAAAGAGAAAAUGAGGCUUAUGCAGCGGGCGGCGCCUGCAGCAGCAUAAGUGAACUCGCGCGCAAGUCACUGCUGCUGCUGCUGCUGCUGCUGCAUUCACCUCGUGGGGGACAGUGCGGGACUUCGCCGCUUGCGAUGGUCGAACCACCGCGGCUCAGUCCAUCAAGGUGACAACCCCUUGUUGGGCAUUCGGUGCACCUAGACGCCAGCUGCACCGGUCUGACGUCCACUAUCUUUGUCAGGCCCCGUCAACGACCAGACUGCGCUGCAGCAGACCAGGCCGCCGGACGGUCAAAGGGGUCGGCAUCAGUGAAUAGUACUUUUGGGGGGCGGGAACCAUGGUAAGCACGAGCGACGGCGAAACGGAGGCUCCGAAUACCACCAGCACUAGCUUUCACAGCAAGAUGCCACCAAGCGUAGUUGACAGGCGACUAUGCGAGUGCGAGGUAAUGCUCACCUUGGCAACACGCAGCCGUAAUAGCUGUGCAAGUUGGGUGUCUAUGCCAUCUUCGCUGAUUGACCCAUAUUCUCCUGAGGAUAGAGUAGUCACUCCCUUGAUAGAGGUGUACCUUCACGGGGCCGUGCUGGUCGUCGCGGUCACACCCCGGCAACCGUCUCAAUCAAUUUUCGAAGCCGGAUAGCGGUGACUGCCGCCGUUUUCCAGUACCUGAAGAAUUUAACUGGGCAAUUUGAUUCGGCGGUAGUAGCUAGAUCAACCGUGUUAUGCCAUAUAUAGACGGCGGUUCUAUUUUACGUCUGUCCUUGCCGCAAACCCAUAUCCAGUAGUUCACUUCCUCGGAGCGCGUUGGUGGUGAGGCCAAUGUCAUGAAAGGCUUCCUUGCCACGUAAUCUAAUUAACGUCUAAGUGACCCCAGGGUGGUGGUGGUGGUGAUGACCAUUGUCUUGUUCGUCAGACAAACUAUCCCUGAGAUUAGAGCCAUCCUCUGAUCGGAUGGCGGACAACUUUUCUUCCUACUUAAUCUCCCCCUUACCUUUGUACCUCUCCUUCUCAGAUGAAAUCGGCACUCUGGUCCAUCUGAAGACGCUGACUCUGCAGGAGAAUUCGCUCACACGCCUUCCCGAGACUCUUCAGGGUUGCACAAAACUCUCCAUGCUGGAUGUGCGUCACAACAAACUCUCCGAGAUCCCUCCCGUCAUCUACCAGCUGACUGAACUUAAUCAGCUGC